Messenger RNA from Engraulis encrasicolus (European anchovy), 2936 nucleotides. Its product is annotated as zinc finger protein 391-like. NCBI's taxonomy places the organism in Eukaryota, Metazoa, Chordata, Actinopteri, Clupeiformes, Engraulidae. The record is from RefSeq and is a predicted model, not a curated record. Gene Ontology annotation, cellular component: nucleus. Gene Ontology annotation, biological process: regulation of gene expression. Bases 165 to 1685 code for a protein of 506 amino acids. The transcript is spliced from 3 exons.
AAACAGUCAGAAAAGGUACACUGUCGUUAUUUGCGCUCCAGAAAGCGCAAUCAAAGGCACAUCGUUUUCUUUUACAGGCAUAUUUCUCCUAACGACAAAAUCCCCAACUUCUGUGGAAAAUCCGCGAAAAGGUCGAGUUUCAAGGUCUGUAGAACACUACUAAGAUGGCCUCUGCAGAAGUCAACUCUCCACUCCAGCUGAUGAGGAGCGUCAAAGAAGAGACAGAGGAGUUCAGCUUAGCUGACUCUCCAUCCCAGCUGAGCAUGAAAGAAAAAGAGGGAGAAGAGUUCCUUGAUUCUCCAGAACAGCUGAACGUAAAAGAAGAGACAGAGCAGUUCCUUGGUUCUGGAUACCAGCUGAACAUAAACAGUGAAGAGAACGAAGAGUUCCCUGGUUCUCCAGAACAGCUGAACAAGAAAGAAGAGAGAGGAGAGUUCCCUGCUUCUCCAUCACAGCUGAGCUUACAAGAAGAGAGAGAAGAGUUCCCUGGCUCUCCAGAACAGCUGAACGUACAAGAAGAGACAGAAGAGUUCCCUGGCUCUCCAGAACAGCUGAGUUUACAAGAAGGCAUAGAGCAGUUCCCUGGUUCUCCACCUCAGCUAAGCGGCGUACAAGAAGACUGUGAGAGAUCUGGGCACCUGCUACACUUCGGUUCCAGCGGAGCGGAGUUUAGUGGAAAAGCACAUUCUGCUGCCUUCACUACAGAGAGGCCGUACCCUUGCAGCCAGUGUGACAAGAGCUUUAAGACAAAACAUGAGCUCCAAAUGCACCACCGUGUUCACUCAGGGGAGAGACCAUUUUCAUGUACCGACUGCGGAAAAACCUUCUCACAGUCUUCUCACCUUCACAGACAUCGCCUCAUUCACACUGGAGAGAAGCCGUACGUUUGCAGCCAGUGUGACAAGAGCUUCAAGACAAAAAAAGAGCUCCAAGUCCAUCAACGUGUUCACACAGGGGAGAAACCUUUUUCAUGCCCCGACUGCGGAAAUAGAUUCUCACACUCUACUAGCCUUCAAAUACAUCGCCGCAUUCACACUGGAGAGAAGCCGUACAUUUGCAGUCAGUGUGACAAGAGCUUUAAGUCAAACUCAGAGCUCCAAAGCCAUCAGCGUAUUCACACAGGGGAGAAACCAUUUUCAUGCACCGACUGUAUGAAGACUUUCUCGUAUUCUUCUCACCUCCACGCACAUCGCCGCACUCACACUGGGGAGAAGCCGUACAUUUGUAGCCAGUGUGACAAGAGCUUUAGGACAACACAAGAGCGACAAAUCCACCAGCGCGUUCACACAGGGGAGAAACCAUAUUCAUGCACCGACUGCGGAAAGAGCUUCUCGCACUCUUCUAACCUCCGCGCACAUCGCCGCUCUCAUACCACAGAGAGACCAUUUUCAUGCAUGGUCUGUGGAAAGAGUUUCUCACGUUCUACUCACCUUCACAUACAUAGCCUCAUUCACACCGGAGAGAAGCCGUACGUUUGCAGUCAGUGUGACAAGAGCUUUAAGACAAAAAAAGAGCUCCAAAUCCACCAAUGUGUUCACACAGGAGAGACAACAUUUUCAUGCACAGACUGGAAAGAGUUUCUCUCUUUCCGCAACCCUCUAGGGCUCCAUUCUGGGACAACUAUUAUUCCAUCUGUAUAUGCUGCCACCACUCAGACAAAUCCUCAAGAAGAACUCAAUAAAUAACCGUAGCUAUGCGGAUGAUACCCAACUCUACUUAUCUAUGUCCCCCGGUCAAGCUGUACGUGCAGCCCUAGGCUACCGUAAUCGUUUGAAUUUGGUGGACUCUGGGUACGCUCCAAUAUGUGACCUUGCGUCCUCCACUUGUGCUUGAGCCCUUGUGCCAGGAAGUAAUACGUCAUGAUGACAUCACUGACAACAGCAUUAUAUUUCAAUGUCAUUGAAGUCUUCAAUUUUCUCAUUUGCAAACUGGAUGGUGAAUGAAGAAUAUUCCCCCAAAAAUUGUUGUGACUAGGCUGACAGUGGGGCAACUUAAUCGUUUUACCCACGGAGGCGGGGCAUCAGCAAAACGUGAGGCCACAAGCACAAGUGGAGGUUGCAAGGUCGCAUAUUGGAAUGCACACUCUGCCACUCUUAAGCCGGGCAUACAGUGUGCGAUAUUUUCACUCGUGGGCAGGGCUCUAAAUUAACGGGCGCCAACACGCCAAAUGCGGGUGAAAAAUCAUUUUGGCUGGUAGAAAAAAUCAUCCACUAGCCAAAUUGGCCGGUAGCGCGCCUCCGACUGAACGCUAAACAGCUGCCCGCACAGAUCUGUAGCUGCCGUCUGAUGAACGUUAAAACGUCGCCUAGCCCACACCCAUUGGCUGACCGUUAAUCACAAUAAGGCAGCCUCACAUCCAUUGGCUGCGAGUUUGAUACCCGCGCGCUGGAACUAGUGUUGAUAAAAUAUGUUCAGUGAGCGGACUAGCGCGGAUUACUUUGGUUUUGUAGGUUUUGGUCAGAUGAAAAAUAAUGUGGCAGUGGUUAAAGCACGGUUAUGUGUCGAUGACUGCAAGCAAUAGCAGCGUAACUGUUGUGACGGUGAAAUAGAGAAUUGGUGGAGCGAAAACGGCGUGAGUGAGUGGAGGGACAGGACAGCUGUUUGUCAAAACAGUGUCGUUGCCGUCAGAAGCCAUCUGAUAUUUGCGAGGUCCUCGCAACUACAAACGAUGGAAUUGUCGUUUCCUAAUAACGCCCACGCCAUCGCAAAGACCCUGCACGAGUUUGACAUGGAUAUACGAGUAAGUGAAAAAAAGAUAACAAAAACUAGCGACGAAAGUAACAAAGUAAGCAUGGUCUCUGUGGUCUUAUUAGAUAUCUAGUUGAUAGCGUAAAGGUAAUUGUCAUUCCAAGCGCAUUGUAAGUAAACCUGGAGGAACUUGAAGGUGUCACGCAGCAGCAGCAUAAACACACAAUGCAGACAUCAUUCACCCACUG